Molecule: messenger RNA, 3898 nt
Organism: Nothobranchius furzeri (turquoise killifish)
Lineage: Eukaryota; Metazoa; Chordata; Actinopteri; Cyprinodontiformes; Nothobranchiidae
Gene: gcgra
Product: glucagon receptor a
Biological process (GO): adenylate cyclase-activating G protein-coupled receptor signaling pathway; cell surface receptor signaling pathway
Cellular component (GO): plasma membrane
Molecular function (GO): glucagon receptor activity; gastric inhibitory peptide receptor activity; peptide hormone binding
Source: RefSeq, a predicted model, not a curated record
GAGCGGCUCGCGCUCACACACUUUCAGAGUCACAGUGCCGACACACACAUGUGCGCGCGCGUUUCUUUUCCUCUCAUUCCUGCUGUAGGACCCAGACUGAUAGCGGGGCGCAGAAGUUCCGCUGCGGUUUAGGAAAUAAUCUGAAGUGAAAGUUGGAUUACAGCUACGAUCUGGGAGGGAAUAACCGCUCAGAUGAUGAGCUGCGCUGCCGGACACGAUCAGCGGAGUUCUGGUCCGUCACCGACUGUGUGGCGAAUGUAGAUAAGCCCCCUUAUGAGGUGAAAAACCCUCCCCAUCCUGCAGUCUCCCCCCUCCAGCACCACCAGCAGGAAUAAGGGAUGUCAGGACGGUUCCACUUUUUAGCAGUGCUCAUUGUCUCCUGUAACAUCCAGGUGUCUCCGGCUGCUUCGUUGGAUAAGUUGAAGGAUGACUGGGAACGGUACAUGGAAGAAUGUAAACAGAACAACUCUCAGAACCGCCCCAGCGCCGGUCUUGUGUGCAACAGGACAUUUGGCAAUUAUGCCUGCUGGCCCGAUGGGCUCCCCAACAGCACCGCCAGCGUGGCGUGUCCGUGGUAUUUACCAUGGCACCAUAAAGUUCGACACGGCAAAGUGUAUCGGGAGUGUGACGCAAACGGCCAGUGGCUGAUGGUGCAGAACACCAGUGAGUGUGAUUUUCAUGAUGCAAGUCCGCACUACUACAGACAUAUUUGGAUCAUGUACACAGUGGGCUAUUCUCUAUCCCUGGUGGCACUGGUUCUGGCUCUUGGCAUCCUCAUAUUCUUCAGGAAAUUGCACUGCAUGAGGAACAACAUCCACAUGAAUCUGUUUGCCUCAUUCAUCCUGCGAGCGCUGUCGAUCCUGAUCAAAGACGCUCUGCUGGAUGCCAACAACACAUCUCAGCAUCUCAGCAGAGAGCAGGACCAGGGAUUCCCCAGUGCUUCAGUACCCCCAGUGGAGCUGAUGGUCAACAAUGCGACAUCAAUCAGCUGUCGCAUCGCUGUGGUGAUGAUGCAGUACAGCAUCAUGGCUAACAGUUACUGGCUGCUGGUGGAAGGCAUCUACCUCCACAACCUCCUGGUUAUUACCGUGUUUACAGAGAGGAACUACUUCAAAAUCUACCUGUGUGUCGGCUGGGGUACACCAUUAAUUUUCCUCAUACCAUGGGUUGUUGCUAAAUACUUUUAUGAAAACCAAGAGUGCUGGGAGCAAAACAUCAACAUGAAUUACUGGUGGAUAAUCCGUGCACCCAUACUCGUUGCUGUUGUGGUUAACUUCCUGAUCUUCAUCCAUAUCAUCAAAAUUCUUAUUUCCAAACUCCGCGCACACCAAAUGAGAUACACAGAUUAUAAAUUCAGGUUGGCAAAGUCGACUCUGACCCUGAUCCCACUUCUGGGGAUCCAUCAGGUGGUCUUUAUCUUUGUGACAGACGAGUCCACCAAAGGAACCAUCAGUUUACGUCUCACUAAACUCUUCCUUGACCUCUUCUUCUCCUCAUUCCAGGGUCUUCUGGUUGCCAUCUUGUACUGUUUUGUCAACAAAGAGGUGCAGUCUGAGAUCUUGAAGAAGUGGAAGCGCUGGAAACUAGGCAGGAACAUUGAGGAGGAAUACCGCCACACCUACAGCAAUACCCCCAACACCAAGACGGGCAGCCUGCUGAACCACAUCUCCCAGCUCUCUCACCUGCCAGACAUCACCAAGUCCUCUCUUCCGGUCUGCAGUCCAGAAGAGACACACAUGCUUGUGGCUGGCUGCAACAACGGAAUGGUCCACAGGAAAGCAGGAGCUGACUGCUCUUCCCGGCACAAUGAAGGAACCAGCAACUGCACGUUGGUGGAGGAUAUCAGCAUCACUGAUAAGCUGCAGUGUUAUGAGGUGCAGAUCGCUAAGGUGGAGAGCCAUCUUUGAUUGACACAUGGAAAAGCAACUUAAGGAGACAGUUGGAAGUUUAGGCUGUUGUCAGGCCCUGAGUGAUGGUCCUGGUUAGAUGUUAAGAGAUGAUCUUGUUGGUGGGAGUGGUCUUUAGUGGAGAGAACCGAGUGGUCAGCUCUGAACACCUCUGCAGCAACAGGGUGCUGAAUCUUGUGAACGGACCUCUCUAGAAGUUAGACAACAAACCAUGUACAGUUGCUGCCCACUGAAUAAUUCUUCAACAGCAUCUGGAAGCAGAACAACAUUCAAAAGAAAUGUGACAAGAAAACAGGGUUCCAGCUAAAAGCCUCUGCUUUAGUGUUUGCUGUCAGAUUAGUGUGUGUUGUGUGGUUCUACACAGACUGGACAUUGGACUGUCUGGACACACACACACACACACACACACAAAAGUCUGAAGAUGUGUUUUCUAUGGUGUAUGCUUUGCUCUGGUGUGUUAUCUUGUCUUUACUGAUCUGCUCUCAGUACCUCAUGCGGUAAGGUGACCACAGUGUUAAUGUCCAUGAGAACCAGGCAGCUGCUCACCCCAGGUCCUCCCUGGCCUGCAUAGACUUUUAAAGAAAGCCAAGGUUGGCUCAGAAUCAAAAUAAGCUGAAGUGACCUUAGUUUAAAAGUAUUAUUUAUGUAGGUCAGUGGAGUGCUACAGCAUCAAUUGUUAAUUUCAUCCGUAGUGAAAAAAUGAAUGAAAAGAAUCAAAAUACACAAAGGAGGCGGCCUGUAAAGCUGCUCUUGCAUGAAACCUGAAUCCGGGUUUGUUGCUCAAUGUGACAGCGCCUCUGAAACAAGUUUUUUCUUCUCUGUUAAAGUGUUGAUGUGCAGAUUUACUGCACUGUGGCGCAUCGUCCGCUCAACAUGCAUGCCAUAAAGUGCCACCAAAUCAAGGCAGAUAACUAAUGAGUGCAUGCACCAAAUCUCUCUAUGGACAGUGUUAAAAAUGCAACCAAAUGAUGUGAAGACUGAGACAACAGCCUAUUACUAGAACAAAACUUCAUUAAUAAACAUUCAGAAGAGGAACGUAGAGGUACAUUAGCAUGUGGAAUAAUAAAAUUAAGCCACCUGCAAACCAUAAUCAGUCUGAGUUCCUACAAAACAUCCGAACCAUCUUAACUUGACUUGUAUGUGUAACUAUUUGCACAAUUUUAAUUUAUAAUUGGUAAAUAUUGUGUAUAUAUGAGUGUAUUCAUGCUGCUGAUUUGUGCAUUCAAAUUCCUUUUAUGCCUUUUAGAGAGAGAGAGAGAGAAUGUGUGUGAAUGGAAAGAGUUUCUGUAUUUGUGUGUUUUGCAGCAUAAUGAAUUACUAUCAGCAGCUAAAAGGCUUGUAAACCAGUGCAGCAUGGAGUUCAAAGGUCAAAACAAACCAGGAUGUUCCCAGAGGUUCUGCCUAUUUGGGGCAAAGAGAAACAGCUCUGUCUUUUGAAGCCAGGCUCCUGAUGUAGCGUAGAGCGAAUUAGAGCACAACAGCAACAUUUUUGUCACGUCAGAAAACUGCUGUGCUUCAGCCAGUUGGUAGAAAAAAAAAGAAAAUGCAGGCGAAAGCUAUUUUCCAUCAACAUCUGCUGAGAGUUGUACCAAAGCAUGUAAAUGUCCAAUAAUUGCGCUGGGAGCAGGACACACAAACGUGUGCCGCAGCGGUGAGAAGCUCGCACACUCACAUGGUGAAAAAGGAUUUUUGUACACCUGAAAGGAAAAUAAGGACUUAGUAAAAGUAACUUGUGGCCGUGUACGUGUGAGUUUGGGUCACUCCCUUUCUUGGACCAAAGUGGUUCUGUCUGAAUGUAAUCUUUGAAAGUUUCCAGUAGUGUGUUUCUGUUUCCCUCCUCCUAAAAGGUGGCUGUGUACAGUAUUGGUGUGCGUGAACAUCAGAUCAGUGAAGGAACGCGGACUGAAUCCGGGUGUAAACAGGUCAUCAUAUAUUGUAUUUUCUCUCUGUGUAAAUGGUGAAAGAAUAAAUUUAGUAUAUGUGAAAGACGG